This is a messenger RNA of Symsagittifera roscoffensis, 2389 nucleotides long. RefSeq names its product cell division cycle protein 16 homolog. Gene Ontology annotation, biological process: cell division; positive regulation of mitotic metaphase/anaphase transition; anaphase-promoting complex-dependent catabolic process. NCBI's taxonomy places the organism in Eukaryota, Metazoa, Xenacoelomorpha, Acoela, Convolutidae. Gene Ontology annotation, cellular component: cytoplasm; anaphase-promoting complex. The record is from RefSeq and is a predicted model, not a curated record. The coding region runs from base 221 to 2185 and encodes 654 amino acids. The transcript is spliced from 9 exons. Gene Ontology annotation, molecular function: protein binding.
AAUACUGACGAGUAUGAAUACGCGGUUGACUAAAUACAGGCUGCACUCCAUAUUUCUUAAAAGACAAUUACUCGGAAUAUUUAUGCACUUAAAUUGGCAAAUGAGAUUAGCACAUUUUGUGCUACUUGUACAUUAAAGACUAUCUUUUUUAUUUGACAUUAGUGAAUAAAAAACAGCUCGAAAUACCCUUACAGAUUGAAGAUGUUUCAACUGGCAAAUUAUGUUUUUUUUAAUUAUUCAAAAGUUGAUUCAGAGUGUAAUGGCUAUAACAGAUCCGUCCAUUGAAAAUAGUGAUGUUGCUAAACGGCAACGUAAACUUGUGAAAACUUGUCUCCAGUUUUUCGAAACCUCGGAUGCAGUGUAUUGGGCAGAUAAACUCGUGUCUCUAACUUCUUAUCAUUUGGAAGACGUAUAUCUCUUAUGUAGAUCCUUGUUUGCUGACAAACAAUAUAAGAGGUGUGCCGUAUUGAUUAAAGACAAUUCUCUCGAAGCGGAAAUACCAGCUUUCAGAUUACUCGCUGCAAGGUGUCAUUUCGAACUGAAUGAAUGGGAAGAAGCACUAUCUGUAUUAGAGGGUGGAAACUACAAUUGCUUCUCAGCUACGGGGAAGCCAAAUCUACGAAGAACAGUUAAAACAUCAAACAGAAACACUGAUUGUAUUGACUGGGGAAUGAGUCAUUCGCAGAUUAACAGCAGAAUACAUCUUCUCCUGGGAAAGGUUUACGAAGCUAUUGAAAACCGCGAGUUGGCUGAGAAGAAUUUUCGCGAGUCUCUGAAGUUAGAUGUGUUCACCCAUGACGCCUUUGAGCGACUGACAAAGCAUCAUUUGCUUACAGGGCAAGAAGAAGAAGAUCUAUUCAACAGUCUACCAUUUCACGAACAGUGUUCCAGCGAUGAAUGUGCCAAACUUGUCAAAUUCUUGUACGAAAGCAAUCUCAAAAAAUGUCACAAAGUGUCGAAAACAGUAUCAAAAACUUUGCAAUCAGUUUCACCUCAAAUCUCUCAAGCCCUGUCUGAGAAUAACGAAGUUAAGACGAGUUACGCCGAAAGACUGUUCUUCAAUAACGAGUUUCAUCAAUGCUAUGUCAGAACAAAAGAGAUUCUCAAGUCCGAUCCAAUGUUUAAACCGACAUUGAUGUUACAUAUAAGUGUUUUGGUGGAGCUGAAUAAAAGCAAUGAGUUGUUCAGCUUGGCUCACAGCCUGAUAGACGUCCACCCCGAGUACGCAGUCUCCUGGCUGGCAGUUGGCUGCUACUAUUUUCUUAUUGGAAGACAAGACCCGGCCAGGCGAUUUCUAAAGAGAGCAAUUUCUAUUGACAAUAUGAAUGGACCCUGUUGGCUCGUCAAUGCGCACUCCUUCGCCGCUGAAAAUGAACAUGAUCAGGCUAUGGCAGCCUACUUCACAGCUGCGAAACUGAUGCGUGGCUUCCAUCUUCCCUCUCUCUACAUUGGUCUGGAAUACACAGUGACUAACAACUUGACCCUGGCAGAGAAGUUCACUCGCGAGGCACUGCACAUAGCACCAGAAGAUCCAAAUGUGCUGCAUGAACUGGGAGUCAUUCUAUACAAUAAAGGUGACAUGGACGGAGCUGAAAAGUGUAUGCUAGUUUCAAUGCAGAAAGUUGACGAAUUACAAAGCGAAGUUCCUUCGUCCAAAUGGCAACCUCUUCUAAACAACCUCGCUCACGUCUAUCGCGCAACAGGAAAGUACAAUGAUGCUGUUCAACUGCACGAACGUGCACUUAACCUAAAUCCUAACAGUGCAUCAACCUAUUCUAGUCUGGGAUUAGUGCACUGCUAUUUGUUCAACUGGACUGAAGCAAUUGGCUGUUUUCACAGAGCGCUUUCGUUCAAGCGAGAAGAUGCGUUUACUGUAGCUAUGUUGAAAAUAGCUCUUGAGAAAUCGAUUUCAUCGCCAAACUCUUCAAGCGUCGUCUCUAAGUUCGAAGAAGUCAGCUUGGAUAAAAUUAAGUUAGGACGGCCGGAGCUUAAACAUGAAGGAGAUCUAGAUGACUUCAAUUUAACAUGUGAAAUUCAGAAAUCUAAUAGUGAUGCAGCGUUCCAAGGUCAGCAACACGAACGAGUAUCGGCUGCUAGUUUCAUUUCCAAUAAUUCCUUGUUUUCCGAAGGAGACCAAACACGGCAUCAACAGUCGAGUUUAAUGGACUUGGAUGACUCUAUAUGAAAUGAAAAAUGCUAAAUUUGAAAGGCUCAUAUUCAGUUCAGUUUUGCAGUUGUAUUGUAAUCGUUGAAAAACCUCAUGAUGGAUAUUUGUUUUUGGAGGAAAACCUAUAUUUGACCUUUACCGAUGCGUAAUUGCAAAAUUUUAUGUAAAAAACAAUUUAUUUAUGAUUAAUAGUGAGAGCUUGUAAUAGUUGACUCAAAUUGU